AUGGUUUUGAAAGCAACUGUAUUACUAGGCUGUAUUCUGGGAAUCAGCACAUUUCCCCUGGAAGAACCAGAGGAUGGAGGCAAGCACUGGGUUGUUAUUGUAGCAGGGUCAAAUGGCUGGUAUAACUACAGACACCAGGCCGACGUGUGCCACGCUUACCAGAUUGUGCGCAGAAAUGGAAUUCCAGAUGAACAGAUUAUUGUCAUGAUGUAUGAUGACAUUGCAGAAAGUGAAGAAAAUCCAACCAAAGGCAUUGUUAUCAAUAGACCCAAUGGCACAGAUGUGUACAAGGGAGUGCUAAAGGACUACACAAAAGAGGAUGUUACUCCAAAACAUUUCCUUGCUGUUCUGAGAGGUGAUGCUGAAGCAGUGAAGGGCAAAGGAUCAGAAAGAGUAUUAAAAAGUGGUCCUAAGGAUCAUGUGUUUGUUUAUUUCACUGACCAUGGAGCACCUGGGCUGCUGGCUUUUCCUAGUGAUGAUCUCCAUGUAAAGGACUUGAAUAAAACCAUUCAUUACAUGUAUCGUCACAAGAAAUACCAAAAGAUGGUGUUUUAUAUUGAAGCAUGUGAAUCUGGAUCAAUGAUGAACCAUUUGUCUGAUGAUAUCAAUGUUUAUGCAACUACUGCUGCCAAUCCUAAGGAGUCUUCAUAUGCAUGCUAUUAUGAUGAUGAAAGACAAACUUACUUAGGGGACUGGUACAGUGUCAACUGGAUGGAAGAUUCUGAUGAAGAGGAUCUGAGAAAAGAAACGCUUCAUAAGCAGUUUCAGUUAGUGAAGAAACGUACCAACACCAGCCAUGUGAUGCAAUAUGGAAACAAAAGCAUUUCGUCCAUGAAACUGAUGCAGUUUCAGGGCAGUGGAAAGAAAUCUACCCCUAUUUCUCUGCCACCUGUGAAACACUAUGAUCUGACUCCUAGUCCUGAUGUGCCUCUUGCAAUCAUGAAACGGAAACUGAUGGCUACUAAUGACAUGUAUGAGGCUAAGAAGAUUGCAGAGGAAAUGAAAACACACCUAGAGGCUAAAGAGCUUAUUCGGGAAUCCAUGAGAAAGAUCAUCUACCUCAUCACAGCAUCAAAUGAGCUUACUAACCAGAUUCUGUCAGAGAGGCUGACCCUCAGCAACCAUGAUUGUUACCAGGCAGCAGUGGACCGCUUCAAAGCCCAGUGUUUCAACUGGCAUAUUCCGAAGUUUGAGUAUGCGUUGAGACAGCUGUAUGCCUUGGUCAAUGUAUGUGAAGGAGGAUAUCCCAUCGACAGAAUACAGCUGGCCAUGGACCUAGCAUGCCUUGGAAACUAAUGAAAACAACAUUCAAAUUCAUAAUCCUUACUAAGAGCGAUAGCUUUUUUGAAACUGUAAUAAUCAGGACUACAGAUAUGCAUGUAAAUGAAGAACAAGGUCAACCACUAUAGCAGCUUUCAAACAACACGGUGGGAGCUGUAUCAGACAGCAGUGAUCAAGUUAAGCGCAUGAAAGUGCUUUUUCCCCUUCACUCUCAGUCUCUGUCUGAUAGAAUGGUUGAUUGACAUGAGGCAUUUUAGAGGGUUCAGUGCUACAGGCGGGUGUUUUAAAUGGACAGAAUUUGUUCAAAGUCCAAUGCAAAUUAAGAGUUCCUGCAUGAACACUAUAAGCAAUCUCUAUUGGCAACCCUAACUUUGUUAGCUUAAAAAAAUGACUUUAACUCAUUGUUUUGCCUUUGAAACUUUUGAUAUUACUAAGUACUAUUACUAAGUAGCUUUUAAACAGUGGGUAUUAUUAUUGAUUAACUUAAGUUUACAAUUGGCUAUUUGCAAAUUGGUUGAAGACUGAAGAAACCAACGUUUGUACUUACAACUGUAAAUCAUUAACAAUUUAAAGAAAUCAGCAGCACUUGAGAACUAUCACAUUUGUUGAACUGCAGAUGACAAAGGGCUUCAGGGUCAGAUAGCACUGUUUCCCAAAGAAAAACAGAUUGUCUAAUGCUGUAACUUUUAGUACCAGUAUCUUGUAAGAAAGCCUGUAUGCACAUAAAUUGCAAAAGAUUGAAGAACACUGGAAUUAUCUGGGAAUAAACAGAACUGAAUGUUUCAUCAACUUCAAACAA
Messenger RNA from Alligator sinensis (Chinese alligator), 2080 nucleotides. It is a transcript of the gene LGMN, whose product is annotated as legumain. Gene Ontology annotation, biological process: vacuolar protein processing. Gene Ontology annotation, molecular function: cysteine-type endopeptidase activity. The record is from RefSeq and is a predicted model, not a curated record. The transcript is spliced from 13 exons. NCBI's taxonomy places the organism in Eukaryota, Metazoa, Chordata, Crocodylia, Alligatoridae. Bases 1 to 1296 code for a protein of 431 amino acids.